Molecule: messenger RNA, 1995 nt
Organism: Cyanistes caeruleus (blue tit)
Lineage: Eukaryota; Metazoa; Chordata; Aves; Passeriformes; Paridae
Gene: BTBD1
Product: BTB domain containing 1
Biological process (GO): neurogenesis
Cellular component (GO): cytosol; P-body
Molecular function (GO): protein binding
Source: RefSeq, a predicted model, not a curated record
AUGUUCAACGGCGGCAUGGCCACCACCUCGGCCGAGAUCGAGCUGCCCGACGUGGAGCCCGCCGCCUUCCUGGCGCUCCUCAGGUUUCUUUAUUCAGAUGAAGUUCAGAUUGGUCCAGAAACAGUCAUGACUACUUUAUACACUGCUAAAAAGUAUGCAGUCCCUGCCCUGGAAGCGCAUUGUGUGGAUUUCCUAACAAAGCAUCUCCGAGCAGAUAAUGCCUUUAUGCUGCUUACUCAAGCUCGAUUGUUUGAUGAACCUCAGCUUGCUAGUCUUUGUCUUGACACAAUAGACAAAAGCACAAUGGAUGCCAUAAGUGCAGAAGGCUUUACAGAUAUCGACAUAGACACAUUAUGUGCAGUUCUAGAAAGGGACACUCUCAGUAUUCGAGAAAGUAGGCUCUUUGGAGCUGUUGUUCGCUGGGCAGAAGCAGAAUGUCAAAGACAACAACUGCCGGUGACAUUCGGGAACAAACAAAAAGUCCUUGGAAGAGCUCUUUCCUUAAUCCGUUUUCCAUUAAUGACUAUUGAAGAGUUUGCAGCAGGCCCUGCUCAAUCUGGAAUCUUGUCGGAUCGGGAAGUAGUAAAUCUCUUUCUGCACUUUACUGUCAAUCCUAAACCUAAAGUAGAUUAUAUUGACCGACCAAGGUGUUGCCUUAGAGGAAAAGAAUGCAGCAUUAACAGGUUCCAGCAGGUGGAGAGUCGCUGGGGCUACAGUGGAACAAGCGACCGGAUUAGGUUCACAGUUAACAGAAGAAUUUCCAUAGUGGGAUUUGGAUUAUAUGGAUCUAUACAUGGACCCACAGAUUAUCAAGUUAAUAUACAGAUAAUUGAUUAUGAGAAGAAUCAGACGCUGGGACAGAACGACACUGGAUUUAGCUGUGAUGGAACAGCCAGUACCUUCAGAGUUAUGUUCAAAGAGCCCAUAGAGAUCCUGCCCACGGUGUGCUACACAGCUUGUGCAACUUUGAAAGGUCCUGAUUCCCAUUAUGGAACAAAAGGUUUGAAGAAAGUGAUCCACGAAUCUCCUACUGCUAGCAAAACAUGCUUUGUCUUUUAUAGUUCACCAGGUAACAACAACGGUACAUCAAUAGAAGAUGGACAGAUACCAGAAAUAAUAUUUUAUACUUAGUUUCACAUAAUGAUGUGGAAUAUGUUGUUGUCUCAGUGGACUUCAGGUCACUACUGGCAGCAGUUGAAAAAUUCUGUUAAAUUACUUUAAUGUGUAAAAACAAAACUAAUUUGUUUGAGGGGUACCAGAAAAGCUAUUUUUUUUUCUGCAUCGUUAUUGGUAGAUUGUAAUUUAGAUUUUCCUCUAAACAAAAUGUAAAGUGGAAUAAGUACUCUGUAUAUUGAACAGUUUGUUUUAAGUAGUACCUUGUGGUUAAUUAUUUUGUGUUUUCUCCCCUUUGUUUCUCAUGUAGUAAAAUUCAUUUUUUGAACUGGAAAAUCCUUAUUUGUUAUGAACAACUUGUGUAUGUUUUCUCCAAUCUGUCCUUAAAAGACAGUAAAGCUGCUGCUAUAGUCCCAUCUUGCACUUCUUUCCAAAAUGACCUUGGAUUGACCUUAUGGACAUGGAUUGCUACUGUAUUUUUUUUUUUUUAAGUACAUCAGCAAAGCUGCAUUCAUAUUUCCAUCAUCUUGACUUUUUCCAAGAGCCGUGGAAAAUUAAUGGACUUUGCACUGCAGAGAACAUCUGCAGCUGCAGUGAAGAAAUAAAUACCAAGUCAAAUUCAGCAACAAACAGAUCUUUCCAGAAUCUCUUUUAAUUCAGAAGGGCUGUUUUGGAAUAUAGAAAUGGUUAUGCAAAUAGCCACUGUAUAUACAUAUGUGCCUAUAAAAAAUGUAUAAUGUGAAAAUGAGAAUAUGAGCCUUGUAAUGCUGUUAUUUUAUCAUUGGAUAUUCUAGUACUAAAAAAUUAGUAUAAACCCAACCAUUAUUGAUGUGCAACGAGUUUUACAGAUUGCAUACAAUAAUUUGAUGCAAUUGCUGUAUG